AAAAGCGCUACCUUUCGAAUCGAAGGGUCGCCGAUCGAGCCCUAAUCCUUUCACCGAAGGUUUCGCCAUGGCAGCCGUCGGCAAUCGAAGGCUUCCCCAGCUUCAUCUCACCCUCGAACUUCCGGAAACAGCCGCCGCCGUUGACUGUGGCGUCCGCUUCGCUCUUCCUCCUCUUCCGGCGGCAGCGGCGGCACUGUGCUCUUCUUCCUCUUCCUCCUCGUUGGCCCCGUCGACUGAGCUGCGGGUCUCGGACUUCGAGAAGAUUCGGGUGCUCGGCCACGGCAACGGGGGCACCGUUCACAGGGUCCGUCACCGCCGCAGUGCCGCCGUGUACGCGCUCAAGGUUGUCCGCGCAGAUCCGUUGCUCCGGCGUCAGGCGUACCGCGAGAUCGACAUCCUACGCCGCGCUUCGGACUGUAACCACGUGGUUCGUUUGCACUCCGUCAUCACCACCCCAUCCGGUGAUGUUUCUUUCCUCCUCGAGCACAUGGACGGCGGAUCCCUCGACGCCCUGCUCCGCCGACGGGGGAGCCGCCCCUUUCCGGAGUCCGCGCUCGCCUCCAUCGCACGCCAGGCCCUCCUAGGCCUCGCGGAACUCCACUCCCGCCAGAUCGUGCACCGCGACAUCAAACCCGCCAAUCUCCUCAUCAACUCCGUCGGCGUGGUCAAGAUCGCCGAUUUCGGGGUUGGCAAGGUGCUGCGGCGGUCGCUCGACCCCUGCGACUCCUACGUGGGCACCUGCGCCUACAUGAGCCCGGAGCGGUUCGAUCCGGCGUCGCACGGCGGGGACUACGACCCGUACGCGGCUGACGUGUGGAGCCUCGGGCUGGCGGUGCUGGAACUGCACCGCGGUCACUUUCCGCUGCUACCGGAGGGGGCGCAGCCUGACUGGGCGGCGCUGAUGGUGGCGAUCUGCUUAGGAGGGGCGAUCGGGACGGUAGCGGAGGGUGCCGCCUCGGGCGAGUUCCGGGAAUUCAUCGAGUGCUGCCUGCAGAAGGAGAGCGGGAAGCGGUGGUCGGUCGCGGAUCUUCUGGGGCACCCGUUCGUCGCCCGGGCGGAUGGCGCCGAGUCGGAGCGGGCGCUUCGUGAGCUAGUGCGGGAGAACUCGGUCGAGUCGUAACUCGCCUCACCUGCAGGUCCGAGUUCCGACUCGGCGCUCGUCGUUUAUCGUGUACAUAAAUGGAAUGGAAGUGGGGAGCAGUUGGGUUGGACCAACUACCAACUCCCACGUGUCCGGGAUUCUUUUUCGUUUUAGAACCUUCAAUUAUUUGAUGGACUCUCUUGAUUUCCCAUUUAACAGUAAAUGAAGGGCUCAGAGAUGAAACGAAACGAAAUGAAUUCACUGGAGAUUUUGGUUA
Messenger RNA from Zingiber officinale, 1358 nucleotides. RefSeq names its product mitogen-activated protein kinase kinase 9-like. Bases 68 to 1120 code for a protein of 350 amino acids. Gene Ontology annotation, cellular component: cytoplasm. Gene Ontology annotation, molecular function: protein serine/threonine kinase activity; ATP binding. The record is from RefSeq and is a predicted model, not a curated record. Gene Ontology annotation, biological process: protein phosphorylation. NCBI's taxonomy places the organism in Eukaryota, Viridiplantae, Streptophyta, Magnoliopsida, Zingiberales, Zingiberaceae. The transcript has a single exon.